Seminavis robusta is the source of this 717-nucleotide messenger RNA. NCBI's taxonomy places the organism in Eukaryota, Bacillariophyta, Bacillariophyceae, Naviculales, Naviculaceae. The record is from the annotation of a GenBank genome assembly.
AUGAGGUCAUCACUGCUGCUCAUCGCUCUCACGUUGUUGUCCAACUCAAAGCUGGCACUUUCUUUUGUACCCACCGGUCAAGUUGCGGGUCAUAAUAUUGGCGCCAACCUACCCUUCCACCAAAAGGAAACGUCGCUGCGAUUAUCUUCUACGACGGAAAUGUCUACCCUGACGGAUGAAACCACCUGGAAACUUCGAUUCGUUCUGCGAGGUAUUCCCACAGCCAAGGGCAAGAAGGUAGAUCAAAUUUUCGAUAUCCACGCUCAAUUCAUCGAGGAAGAUGGCUACGAACCUCCUCAGGGCUACGUCAAGCAGGUACCAAUCAUGGAUGACAAAAAUGACAUUGACAAUGACAACGACAAACCCCUGUUCCAAAUCACCGGCAGUCGAUGGCUUUUGUCAGAAGAUCCCAACGAACGAAAAGAUGGACUCUGGGUUUGGGGCUUGUUCAAAGAACCGCUCUACCCCUUUUUAUUGCUGCAAUUGCAAACAGAGAGCAUUCCCUUGCCAGGAGAAGAGGGCGAUUCCAUCGAGCCAUUGGCACUGUUUGCGCAAGUCACCCACAAGCGCGACCAGGAAAAAGGAGCUAUUCUGUCACGUGCCGAGUUGAAGAUUCGAGUAACGGAACUUGUCAAGGCUGACUUGUUUGGGGUAUCAACCGCGGAGCUGUUUGAAGAAAAAUCCGUUGGCCAAUGCGUCUUUCAACCUUUGGUGUGA